CAAUCAGUGUGAUGAGAAUCACCUGGUCUACCUGCAUAAAAAUGAAGUCAAACUUUUAGUUUACAACGUGCGUGUUUAUUUUUUUUUAUUAUUGUCUCUUGUUUACUUUUACUUUACAAAAAAAAAAGCGAUGCCUCCCAAAAAACAAGCAGCGGAUCCUCAACCUAGUUCAAAACCCGUUCCUGCUGAAAAGCCCGAUGAGAAGAAAACAUCUGCACGCGCCGUGGCGGUGCGAAAACCCGCAACUCAUCCGUCCACAUUCGUCAUGGUGAAAGAGGCGCUGAAAGCCCUGGACUCACGCAAAGGGGUUUCCUCCCAGGCCAUACAGAACUACAUCAAACAGAAGUACCCCACUGUGGAUCCGGCCAGGCUGAAGCACUUGGUCCGCAGACUGUUGAAGAACGGAUUAUUGAACGGGACGCUGGUGAGGCCCGUCAACGCCACCGUCACCACGGGCGCAUUGGGGAAGUUCAGGCUUGCGCCAAAAGUUCAAGAGGUGAAGCAGAAAACUGAGAACACUAAUCCAAAUGUGCAGAAGCCCAAAGCUGGAGCCAAGAAGACCCAGACAGAAGACGCCAAGAAGAAGAAGCCAACAAAUGAAAAGGCAAAAUCUACAAAGAACCCAAAGCCUCCAAAAACCACAAAGGAUGAGGCAGGUGCUCCUUCAAAGGUUCCUCCAGCAAAGAAGCCAAAAGCUAAAAAAGUGGAGGCGAAGGAAAGCGGUGCUGGAAGCUCUGAGCCAACCAAAAAUAAGACUGCAAAGGCCAAAGGGGCAAAAACGGAGAAGAAAACCCAAAGUAAGGCUGUGAAGUCGGGCAGUGAUGCCCCUGCAUCUAAAACUGCUGGCAAACGAGUGAAGAAGACAGUGUAAAAUAAGGAAACUUAAUUAAUUAUUUUUUUAGAUAUUUGUUUACAAUAAAUGUAUGGUUUUGGCUUUUCUAUU
Xiphophorus couchianus (Monterrey platyfish) is the source of this 943-nucleotide messenger RNA. RefSeq names its product linker histone H1M (gene h1m). NCBI's taxonomy places the organism in Eukaryota, Metazoa, Chordata, Actinopteri, Cyprinodontiformes, Poeciliidae. Gene Ontology annotation, cellular component: nucleosome; nucleus. Gene Ontology annotation, biological process: negative regulation of DNA recombination; nucleosome assembly; chromosome condensation. The coding region runs from base 131 to 871 and encodes 246 amino acids. Gene Ontology annotation, molecular function: structural constituent of chromatin; nucleosomal DNA binding; double-stranded DNA binding. The record is from RefSeq and is a predicted model, not a curated record. The transcript is spliced from 5 exons.